Exserohilum turcica Et28A is the source of this 1061-nucleotide messenger RNA. RefSeq lists its product as uncharacterized. The record is from RefSeq and is a predicted model, not a curated record. Gene Ontology annotation, biological process: protein ubiquitination; modification-dependent protein catabolic process. Gene Ontology annotation, molecular function: protein tag activity; zinc ion binding; ubiquitin protein ligase binding. Gene Ontology annotation, cellular component: nucleus; cytoplasm. NCBI's taxonomy places the organism in Eukaryota, Fungi, Ascomycota, Dothideomycetes, Pleosporales, Pleosporaceae. The coding region runs from base 168 to 683 and encodes 171 amino acids. The transcript is spliced from 2 exons.
CCCCGACCAUACCCCAACCCCAUUCCAUCAUCUAGCCGGUCAAUUCGCCGCGCCCACGUCAUCACCACUCGCCCGCCGACAUUAUCGCCCUCGCCACUGUUACCCCUACCACCCCGACGACGACUACUUCUACCACCACCACCACCACCACCGCCACUACUGCAACCAUGGCUCGCUCCUCCAGCAUCUCCAGCAUGUCCUCGGCCGCCUCCGACUCGGAGGAGACGAUGCAGAUCUUUGUCAAGACCGUGUCCGGAAACAACACAAUCCCCCUCACCAUUCCCUCAAAUACCUCGAUAAGCACCCUUCGCUCGCUCCUCGCCCUGCGCACCAACAUGCACUCGCCCUCGGAUCUGCGCAUCGUCCACGCCGGCAAGCACCUUUCGUCGUCGGAAACAACCCUCUCCGACUACGCCAUCGGCCCAAACGCAACCCUGCACCUGGCCCUGCCUCUGCGCGGCGGCAUGCCUCCCAAGAAGAUCCGCUGCUCCUUCAAGGACUGCAAGGACCGUGCCCAGCCCAUUGUCGGCGACUGCGGCUUCUGCAGCGGCCACCACUGCAGCAAGCACCGCAUGCUUGAGGACCACAAGUGCGAGGGCCUCGAGGACUGCAAGAAGGAAAGCCAUUCCCGCAACGCAGACAAGCUCAACAGCGAGCGCACCGUUGCCAUCAAGGGCAUCUAAGCCCAUCCGUCCGUCGUCCGUCCGAUCCGUCCGUCCGUCUAUGAAGAAAGGGAAAAGAAGGAGGAAACUAUACCCCCGUCCAACAUGUUGUUGUUGUUCUUUUUUUCCUUUUUUGAGCGAUUUGAUGCCUGCCAUCGUCAUCAUCUGCAGCUCUGCUUUUUUUUUGCUUGUUGCUCUUUUUGCCUCUUGACAUUGUUUUUGAUGCACUGUUAUGCGAAGCGCGCGCGUAUGCCCUGUUUUGAUUCUCUCUCGUUGUGUCCCUCUUCCCUUCUACGCUCUCAGGAUGCGUAUAAUUCCACCAUUGCAUUCCCUGCUGGAGCAAAGGGGCGUUUUGUUUCAUGUCAUGCAAGUCGGUCAUCUCAUCUCGUUUCUGUCAAG